GGUCCUGUACACCGGCUGAGUUUGUAAUGACAGCGCAGCAUCUCGCUGUAAGCUUUCAGGGCCAGGAUAACUCAUUUCUUGCUGAAUUGAGCAACUGGAGACUUGAAAACCUGGCUGGAAGGUGGAGAGGUUCAGGAGCAGAUGGCUGUAAUGCUGAUGGCGUUCUAUAGCUGGCUGUGAUACAGUGUGUGCAUCUGAUUACCUACUGGAAACCCUUUGAAGUAUCAACAAUGAACUCGAUGUUAACAUUAUUUUUUUCUGGAAUAGUUGCCUGUUGUGCUCACUCUACUGGUGAUUCAGUAUCCAGGUUACUACUCGUGUCCUUUGAUGGCUUCAGGGCUGAUUACUUGGAAACCUAUAAACUUCCUCAUCUUCAGAAGUUCAUUGAGGAUGGUGUGCUUGUAAAACAAGUUACGAAUGCUUUUAUCACCAAGACUUUCCCAAACCAUUAUACCAUAGUGACAGGUUUAUAUGAAGAAAGCCAUGGCAUCGUGGCUAAUGACAUGUACGAUGCAGAUGCCAAGAAAAAGUUUUCACAGUUCAAUGAUUCAGAUCCCUUCUGGUGGAACGAGGCAGUUCCAAUUUGGGUAACAAAUCAACAGCAGGGAAAUGGAGCAAGUGCUGCUGCAAUGUGGCCCGGUACCGAUGUAAAAAUUAAUGAUACGACUCCUCAUUUCUUUUUGAAGUAUAACUUUUCAGUAACAUUUGAGGAGAGAGUGGAGAAAAUUGUUGCGUGGCUGAACAGCUCUAAUCCAGUAGUCAGUUUUGCUACAUUAUACUGGGAAGAACCAGAUGCAAGUGGGCACAAGUAUGGACCAGAUGACACUGUGAACAUGCGCAAAGUAUUAGAAGAAGUGGAUAAUCAUAUCGGUUUCCUUACGAAUAAAUUGAAGGCAUUAGGUUUGUGGGACACUAUUAAUAUCAUAAUAACAAGUGAUCAUGGAAUGGCCGCCUGUUCUGCAAAGAAGCUGAUUAUCCUGGAUGACUGCAUUGGUCGCAAUAACUAUACUCUGAUAGACAAGAGUCCAGUUGCUGCAGUGCUGCCAAGGCAGAACAAAAGAGACGUGUAUAACUUACUGAAAAAAUGCAGCAGUCACAUGAAAAUAUAUCUCAAAGAAGAAAUUCCAGACAGAUUUCAUUAUCGUCACAAUAAGAGAAUUCAACCCAUAAUUCUGGUUGCAGAUGAAGGCUGGACGAUUGUACAAAACGAGUCACUUCCAAAAUUAGGCGACCACGGCUAUGACAACGCUCUCCCAAGUAUGCAUCCGUUCCUGGCUGCUCGUGGGCCUGCUUUUCAUCGGGGUUACAAGCAGAGCACGAUGAACAACGUUGAUAUUUACCCAAUGAUGUGCCACAUCCUGGGCCUGACACCACAGCCGCACAACGGCACUUUCAGUAACACCAAGUGCUUGCUGGCUGACCAGUGGUGCAUAAAUCUUCCAGAAGCUAUUGGGAUAGUUAUUGGGGCUUUUAUGAUACUGACUACUUUCACCUGCAUUAUAAUAAUCUCAAAGAAUAGAGUAGCUCCCCCACGGCCAUUUUCCCGGCUUCAGUUACAAUAUGAUGAUGACGAUCCUUUAAUCGGAUAGCGUAUAGGGAGCCUCGCCUCACUUGCUAAAUAGUGGUUUCAGGAAGAGGGUUUGAACUUGCACCGGAUGGCGUUCUCUGAUGCACUUUAACAGUAUCCAUAUAAAAUACUGUACAGCCAGAUCUUGCUAACUUGUUUGUGCGUGCUACCUGACUAGUAGUCCUGUAAAAAUGGUGAACAGGUGGCUUUCUGCAGGAAGAGAUGCUUAACAUAAUAAGGAUGCUUAGUUCUUCAUUCAAGCCUUUGAACACUUUCAAAAUGAAAUUCCAGAGUAUGAACUAGCCAGGAGAGACUAAGUGAAUUUUAAUAUUUGUAAAUAAUUAGUUUUUUGUAUUAAAUUUAAAUUAAUGUUGACUUCUUUUAGUGUUCUUGUACCUGUAUUGGAAAGAAGAUCUUUUUUUAUGAGAGUUAGAAGUUAGUUCUGUUUGGACAGUAUAUUCUAAUUUGUUCUUAAAUUUGGGGAUAGAGGGUAUAGAGAAGAUCCAAUACUUCUGUUUCCACCCUAAGCCAGCAAUAUGACAAGAAACUGGUGAGAAGGAAAACGGAAGUCAGUGAGGAAAGAAUUGGUACAUACCACUUGUAUUUUGAGCAAUAAAGUAUGCUGUUCAGUGGUUAUAACACUGGGCAGAUGGCUCUGACGUUUCUAGACGUGUGUCCGUGGAUGACUUAGUUCCACAGUUCCUGCACUCGGAGAGUUGGGAUGGUACUACUUGCUUAUCUCAAGGAUGUCAAUUUAAUCUGAGAAUCCUUGGAUUACUCAGUUUAAUGGGCUGUAGUAGUAAAAUUACUGCUUCUAAACCCUGUGAAAAGUUUUUCAGGUGUAAACUUUGCUGAAGGUGUUUUUGUAAUAAAGGUGGUUCUGCCCUGUGUAGUGGCUGA
Aptenodytes forsteri (emperor penguin) is the source of this 2467-nucleotide messenger RNA. It is a transcript of the gene ENPP4, whose product is annotated as ectonucleotide pyrophosphatase/phosphodiesterase 4 (putative). Bases 231 to 1589 code for a protein of 452 amino acids. The transcript is spliced from 4 exons. NCBI's taxonomy places the organism in Eukaryota, Metazoa, Chordata, Aves, Sphenisciformes, Spheniscidae. The record is from RefSeq and is a predicted model, not a curated record.